Molecule: messenger RNA, 550 nt
Organism: Rhododendron vialii
Lineage: Eukaryota; Viridiplantae; Streptophyta; Magnoliopsida; Ericales; Ericaceae
Exons: 1
Coding region: 80-322 (80 amino acids)
Source: RefSeq, a predicted model, not a curated record
UCUCUCUCUCUCUCUCUCUAAAAAUUCCUUGAUCAGAUCAGACUUCAUCCCGUGAGUCCUCCGAUUCUACCCAAAGAAGAUGGAUAACUCAAGCGGCGUCAUGAACGACAAGAUCGACGGCUGGGCAAGCUGGCUGGGCAUGAGCGUCGCCUCUGCCUUCUUCGCAUCGCUCGAGCGCUGCUCCUGCGUUAACCUAUCCACUUCCGAUUCCGACGACGAGAACGAGGAAGAGGCCAAAGAUCGCCCUCUCAUGUUCACCAACUACCAAAUCAAUCAAGAUAACACCAAGAAUCCUUCCUCCGUCAACGAUCUCCCCGUCUGAUCCCUCAAAUCUCCUUCUUUUGGUACAUCCUCUAUGUCAAAUCGAAAAAAAAAAAGUGUCGUGAUUAGUCGUUAGGAAAUGGAAGAAUUCAGGAAAUUGUGUUGUGUUUUUUCUGAUUGCUUGCCUUCUUGAUAUGACUGUCUGUUGUUUGACAGGAAUUUGAAUCUGUUUGUUUUCGUGAUUGCGCCUCUGAAUUGAUUUGUGAUAUAAAGUAUUUUUUUUUGUGGA